This is a messenger RNA of Ciona intestinalis (vase tunicate), 1251 nucleotides long. The record is from RefSeq and is a predicted model, not a curated record. Lineage: Eukaryota; Metazoa; Chordata; Ascidiacea; Phlebobranchia; Cionidae.
GGUUAUGUCUUAUGACCUGGGGAUUUAGGCCAGAGUGGGCUGAGUCGUCCUUAUUUCUUUAUUAAAACUUAUUCUAUUCCAUAUGUAAGUGAGGUUCUAUAGCAUGGCACGCUGGUGACCUACAAUUUAUACCAGAGGCCGAUUGCUUUCUGCCAAAAAACGAUGAAUAAAAUGGCCAAAGGGCACAUAAUUACAAUCAAGCAAACUUAACCUUUUCACAUUCUUUUACGAAAAAAUGCACAUCCUAUUGUGUGUUACUGCUAUCAUAAAAACACUUUAAAUUUUUUGUUUAUUUGUUUUAUAUUCUUUACCUAUUAAACAUUAUAUAUAUUCGAUAUUAUGUGCUUUUAUUUAUUAUUGUAUAAAUAUUCAUACAAGCUGAAAGUUCAAUAAGUAGCGAUUACAAAGUUUCUAUUAUUCUGUUAUUGUACUUUCUGCAUAUUCAGCUAUCCAUACAAUACUGACAUUUGCAGAAAAUCAAUUUAACAGUUUGAUAACAGCUUUAAAAACUUGUAUUACCGUUGUAGUGUUAUGAUAAUAUAUUACUCAUAUAGUAAUAUUAAUACCUGUUUAAAAUAUGCAGGAAAAUGAAUUUCAAAAUAUUUAAAAAUAUUUCUAAUACUGCUUUAGUGCUAUUCAAUUGUACCAUACCUACUGCUAUAGCUCCAUUGUAGUAAAUAUACUGAUAUUAAUAUCUUUGCUUACAUUGUAGGCAGGAAAAUGAAAAUGAAUUUUAUAUUUUAUCUCGCCCUACUUGUUGUGCCAUGCUAUAGUUUGGUACAAGAGAUGUCUAAGCCCCAACCUGCAAUUUUACAUAAGAUACACUUUGUUGAUGAUGGAUACAAGCUUGUGUCAAUGUAUGCGUCAGAUGAGGGGAUGAAACUUCAUCAUAAAUUGCCGGAGAAUGUUCUUUCGGUGGCAACGUUUAAGUCAACUAUUAAUGAGAAUGGAUGGGCCAAACUCUCCAUAACCACCAACCCCACACAUAGCAACAAGAAGCAAGCUUAUGCUGCUGGUUAUUUAGAAGGAACUGCCACAAAGUCAAUGAUUGAGGACAACUGGUUCAACACCAUUGGAGACAUGUGCAACCCGAUGUCAACGUUUUGUUUAAAUUUGAAGAAGUUUCUGGAAUCGAACAUGGAAUUUAUGAUUUCUAUGAUUAAAAACAAUCCAGAUUCGCCAUAUUGGAAACAGGUUCGUAGUUGUGGUGUUAGUUGUAGGGAGAAGUGGUCAUAAUCAUAAUAUUAUGUU